CUCUUCGUUCCCGCAGGGCUUGUUACAGCGUUUUGGAUUUUCACAGUGGCCAUGCUAGGGGUGAGGUGGUCCCUUGUGGUCUUGCUCUGCGAUGACUGAUGAUGUUGAGCUCCUCUCCCUGUGCUCCUGGUCGUCUGCGUGUCUUCCUGGAGGAAGGCUGACUCAAGUCCUAGGCUACUCUGUAGCCAGUUUGUGGUUUCUUUUUACUGCCUGAACCCCUCCUGCAGCGGAUUCUGACCCUGAUGCUUACGGUGUGCAGAUAGGGUCUUAUUGUGAAGGCCGUCUUUGUGGAUGGACUCCUUGCUCUGCAGAAACUUUUCAGUUCAGUUUCUGCUCUUGCUGAGUCAUUGCCAAGAGUGUGAGGCUGUUAUCCCCCCCCCCCCAAUUUUCUUUUAGGGGAUUUAUAGGGCUUUGAUCUGCUUGAUCAUCUUUCUGCAGGCAGCAAUAAAUUUUAUUUCCCAGCCUGUUUGAUGAGAGACUGCCCUCAUACCUCGUGUCUUUUGGCACCUUGAAGGUCAUGUACCCAUAAAUGCAGGGUCUUGUUUCUUAUUUCUGGGUUCUUCAUUCUGGCCCAUUGGUCUUUAUGCCAGUGCUGAGUUUGUUAAGUUUAUUUAUACUUACUUUAUUUUCUCUAUUGGUACUUUGACCUAUUUUAAAGAAUUUUAUUUUAUUUUUGCUGUUUAUAACAGUAAUGCCGAAUUUGCUUUAUUCAUACCUCUUCGGUGAGUCUGCCAUCCUAUUUGUGUACAAUAUGAUUGGUUAUUUAAACUACCUUUGAAACCUUGGAUUAUAACAAUGACAUUGCAAUCCCUAAGGUAUCACCAUGUCCACUGUUUAAAGAAGCUGAUAUUCACAAUGUCCCUUCUAUAAGUUUUGCUUUAGAUUUCCAGAGUGCUAACGCACAUGAAACAUCCAAAUCUACAUAGAAUGUUAUCACCUAUUAGACCAUUAUGCCACAAGUAAAGCAUUUUAAGAGCUGAUUUAUACCCAUGGUUAUUCUAACAAAUGUCAGAAAUUAUAAGACAGAUUCAGUUAAAAGUAAAAUUUUCUAUUGCUACAUAUCAUGUAUUUUAUGAAGUUUUUCUUUUUUUAUUUUUGUCUUUUGAGAUAAGGUCUCCCUAUAACGAAUUUGUUUUAAUUUUUUAUUACUUAACUACAUUAUUUUCAUUGUUUCUUCUGUAAUUGUUUAAAGUACUAAGUAUAAAGGUUACCUAAAGAUUGUUCUUUAGUAUCUUACCUUUUCAGGGAGAUGGGGCUUGUAGUUUUUUGCAUUGUGGUCAGAGAGUUGUUCAUUUCUCUUCUCUGGAAUGUAUUGAGCACUGUGUCACUUUUCCUGGGGCGAUGUGAACAACCCUCUGUUCACCCCCAAUGUCAGACCAAAGCAGUGAUUCCACUGAAGCCUAGCUUGGUGAACCAGUGAAUUUAUUGGGGUUACAUAUAGGGGCAUGGGUGAGGGCUGCAUAACAGGUGUAUGGGUGAUUCUUGGGCCGCUGCAUCACUGAAAGCCUACCUCUGGGAUGGACUGCAUUCCUGAGCUCUGUUCAACUUGGCCUCUGCUACUGAAGAAUUUCCCCUCUCCAGCAGACCCAUGCUUGUACAUUCCACGCUUUGCUCACCUACUGGAAUUCGGGGAGAAGAACCAUGAGGUAUCCAUGACGGCCCUGAGGCUCCUGCAGAGAAUGAAGAGGGACUGGAUGCACACUGGCCGGCGCCCCUCAGGUCUCUGCGGAGCAGCACUUCUGGUUGCAGCCAGAAUGCACGACUUCCGGAGAACCGUCAAAGAAGUCAUCAGUGUGGUCAAAGUGUGUGAGUCCACACUACGCAAGAGGCUCACAGAAUUUGAAGACACCCCCACCAGUCAGCUCACCAUUGACGAGUUCAUGAAGAUUGACCUGGAGGAGGAAUGUGACCCUCCCUCGUACACAGCUGGACAGAGGAAGCUGCGGAUGAAGCAGCUGGAACAAGUCCUGUCAAAAAAGCUGGAGGAAGUUGAAGGUGAGAUAUCCAGUUACCAGGACGCCAUUGAAAUUGAGCUAGAAAACAGCCGGCCAAAGGCAAAGGGAGCCCUUGCCAACUUGUCAAAGGAUGGCUCUGGUGAGGACGCAACAUCCAGUCCAUUUGGUGAGGAGGACACCGAGGAUGAAGAGCUGGAGGCUGCCGCCAGCCACAUGAACAAGGACUUUUACCGAGAAAUCCUGGGGGACAGUGGCGGCUUGGAGGCAGCAGAAGACCUUGAGGAGGGCAACAGGCCCCUGGCCCUAGAGUCCCUGCUUGGCCCCCUGCCCACAGCAGCCAGCCUGGGCAUCUCCGACUCCAUCCGCGAGUGCAUCUCCUCCCCAAGUGGGGACCCUAAAGACACUUCGGGGGAUGGAGAGCUGGACCUCAGCGGCAUCGAUGACCUCGAGAUCGACAGAUAUAUCCUGAAUGAGUCAGAAGCCAGGGUGAAGGCUGAGCUGUGGAUGCGGGAGAAUGCAGAGUACCUGCGGGAGCAGAGGGAGAAAGAAGCAAGAAUAGCAAAGGAGAAGGAGCUUGGCAUCUACAAGGAGCACAAGCCCAAGAAGUCUUGUAAACGUCGGGAGCCAAUCUUGGCCAGCACAGCCGGGGAAGCCAUUGAGAAGAUGCUGGAACAGAAGAAAAUCUCCAGCAAGAUCAACUACAGUGUGCUGCGGGACCUCAACAGCAAGGGUGGAGGCAGCCCGUUCCAGGAGGACACACGGCCCCCAGAGCGGGCCAGUGCCAAGAGGCUGUCACGGAGGAAAAGAGCAGCCAGCAGGAGUGGUACUGGCCCCGGGACCAGCGUGGGGAAGAGGUUGAGGCCUCUGGUAUCUGCGCAGCCGGCUAAGAAGGCAGCGGUAGAAGAGGCCUUGCUUUCCAGCUCCCCUGCCCUGGGAGCUGAGCCCGUCAAGCCAUCGGCAGUCUUGGUAGAAAGUGGCCCUGUGUCAUACCACGCUGACGAGGACGCGGAUGAGGAGGAUGCUGAGGAGGAUGAUGGGGAGCCCUGCGUCAGUGCCCUGCAGAUGAUGGGCGGCAAUGAUUAUGGCUGUGAUGGUGAUGAGGAUGAUGGCUACUGAGUGGAACUCAAGCAGACAAUAUCCUGGUGUUGGACUCCAAGUGUACCUGUGUCAUGGGGGUCACAUGGGCCCUGGGGCCGUGGGUCACAGACAUGAGUUCUGACACUGGGGACCAGGCAAGCACAGCCCUGCUUGCUUUGAAAUUCUCAUCCCAUGGCCACAUUGUGGCCCUAUGGUACUUACUAUUGGGAAUCAUGUUUUGAGCAAUGUAAGGAAUAUUUUUACCCAGCAAGGGAAACCAUCUGUCUGUUAUAUGUAAUGAAAUGUGAUCAGGGAAUAACCAAGGGCUGAGUCCCACAGCAUGA
Molecule: messenger RNA, 3376 nt
Organism: Nannospalax galili (Upper Galilee mountains blind mole rat)
Lineage: Eukaryota; Metazoa; Chordata; Mammalia; Rodentia; Spalacidae
Gene: Brf1
Product: BRF1 RNA polymerase III transcription initiation factor subunit
Exons: 14
Coding region: 1518-3071 (517 amino acids)
Biological process (GO): DNA-templated transcription initiation; transcription preinitiation complex assembly; transcription by RNA polymerase III
Cellular component (GO): nucleus; transcription factor TFIIIB complex; transcription preinitiation complex
Molecular function (GO): RNA polymerase III type 3 promoter sequence-specific DNA binding; TBP-class protein binding; RNA polymerase III general transcription initiation factor activity
Source: RefSeq, a predicted model, not a curated record